This is a messenger RNA of Ananas comosus (pineapple), 2471 nucleotides long. RefSeq names its product protein DGS1, mitochondrial. The record is from RefSeq and is a predicted model, not a curated record. Gene Ontology annotation, cellular component: mitochondrial outer membrane. The coding region runs from base 124 to 1938 and encodes 604 amino acids. Lineage: Eukaryota; Viridiplantae; Streptophyta; Magnoliopsida; Poales; Bromeliaceae. The transcript is spliced from 14 exons.
AAAAAAAAUUGUUCGCGGUGUUCUUGGCACGCAGACGUACCAGUUACCACAGGCAAGCGAGCUCGCCCGAGCUUUCAAAAAGUUUGCGGAGCCGCCGUCGCACGAACUCCCUCGAAACCAAAAAUGGCGUCCUCAACCCCCGAGAACCCUAGAGGAGGCGACGAUCCCUCCGACGCCCCCAAAUCCCUCGUCCUCUCCUACACAAACCGGAUCUGGAGCGCGUUGAUCCCCUACCUCCCCUCCCCCGACUCCAAUCUCCUCGCCAAGCUCUCCAAUCUCUACCCCCGCCGAGGCCGCCGAUCCAUUUCUCGCCGUCGAAAACCAGGUCUCCCGAUCCUACUCCGAUCAAGCAGUUCCGAAUCGUAUAUAAUAGUAGGAGAAGCAUCCAAAGCAAUUAUCAUCUUAGAAGAUAUUGCGGAUCACACCUUGUCUAGUUUGCAUAGUAUUCAGAAAAGUUUGCUAUUUUGGAGGAUACGGGCUGAGGGAACAAGUUCACAGAAAAUAUAUUUCAUGAUUUUCGAAAGAGGACCACGAGCUUUCUUUAAAGGAACAUAUCAACUUAUUAGCAGGCUAGGCGGUGAAGGCUCUCCAAUUCAAUAUCUUUCACACUCUGCAUCAGAGAUGAUAUCGAACAAAAUAGCUAUUCUGACAAGUCUGCAACAUUGCCUUGCUACAUUUCUUGCAGAGGUGUACUUGGAAGUUGAUAAAUACAGGGAACUGUUGGCCAGGGAUUCAGAUGAAUCCUUCCCUGCAUUACUAGUUAUUGUAAAUGGACUUUUUUCAAAGCUGGAAUAUACUAUUAGCCAUCCAUCUGAAAUUUAUAAGAGUGACAAUAUGUUUUCGUCCAAUGACGGGAACUCAUGCGCUCUUACGUUUGAAAAAUUACCUGAGAUAGACCCUGAAAGGUCACAGUGGACGGAUACAGAGAUAAGGGAUGCUACCAAUCUGAUAUAUCAAAACCUUCAAAGAUUAGAUUCAUACCUUUCUUUCAUUCUUUCCAGGUGUCAAAAACCAAGAAAAAUGACUUUAUAUUGGAUUCGCUAUACUGGUGGAGCUGUUGGUCUCUCAGCAUGUUCAUUAUGGCUUCUGCGGCAUAGUAGUUUGAUGGGGAGUUCUGACAUCGACAAUUGGAUUCGUGACGCAAAAGAAUCAAUGGCGGGAUUUUGGAGAGAGCAUGUUGAACAACCACUUAUUUCCAUUAGAGAUGAGCUAUUCGAGACAUUCAGGAGGAGACACAAAGGUGUUAUGGAAGUCGAAGAGGUGCAAUUGACUGCAAAUUCCCUGCACAGAAUGUUGUUGGCCUUCUGUGAGCAAACAAAAGGUCAAAAUCUGCCAGAGGAUAUAUCAGAUCAGCAUUUGCUGGAAAUAGUCAUGGCGAGAUAUGAGAAGGAGGUCAUGCAUCCGCUUCAAAAUCUACUGAGUGGAGAACUUGCACGUGCCAUGCUUAUUCAGAUUCAAAAGCUAAAGCUUGAUCUCGAAACGGCGAUGCUUGAGCUAGAUCAGAUUCUGAAGGCAAAUGAAAUAAACUUUGCUAUUCUUGCUGCUCUACCGGCCUUUUGUCUUUCCCUUCUCCUCCUCAUGCUAGUACGGGCAUGGAUUCUGCAAGACAAAGGUGCAGAAGGAAGAGGAAGGAUUGCUCGCCGUCAAAGGAGGCUUCUUCUUGUUGAUGUUGAGAAAAGGCUUAUGCAAUAUAAGACAUGCAUGGAACGAGAAAUGGAGGACGAUGCUCGUUGUAAGUAUGGACUAAUGCUGUAUAACCUCGAUCGUCUCUACAAGGCUGUCGAGUGGCACGCGAGGGAAACCGGGGAGUGGCUAAGUUUGAGACAAGAUAUUGUUGAUCUGGCAAAACCUGAUUCCAAAACGGUCUACAAGCUUGCCGUUAUUUCCCGUAUGGAGAGAAUGUAUGAUUGUUUGCUUCCUUCUUCGAGGCGGAGCUGAUUCUCUUAGAUGUUUUGAAAACUAACCCAGCCUCUAAUCUAACUGGAGAGGCUAAGGUUCAAAGUGUUACUGAUCCGACCAGAUUGAACCAGCGGUCAAACCAUUUAACGAACACUCAUAUGGCAAAGAGGAAGUUGAUAGUCCACAAGUAUUAUUUUGCUGCAAUUUUGUUAGAUAAGUUUGCACUCGCACGAUAAUUUGUGUUUGGAGGUCUUACAAAGAGGUGGUUGAUGCAAAUUGCGCUUGUAGCUUUUGAGUCGAGAAAUAUUUCUCUUCUACCCGCUUGUUUGGUGGAACCUGUGCUAGUUACGUAGUUUGCAACCAAUCCGAGCGGUUUAGCUCGUGUAAUCUGUUUUUUUUUUUAUUUUUUUUUUUAUUUUAUAUAUAUAUAUAUACUUUUUAUAUUAACUGAACAGAGCUGAACAUUACAUCGGUUCGAGUUCGUCCAGGUUGGUUUUCUAAACAAUCAUCUUCUUCACAAAUUGGAGCAUAUAUUUCCUUUUUGUCACUGGAGUGGAAGUAGAUUUCUAGCA